GAACUUGAGGAACAACAAUGUCGACCAAGAUAAAAACAUUGAUUUCCGGUCGUGGGCUGCUGUCGUUGUUGGUGUUGGUGUGCCUGCUUGUUUCCGUGCCAAGCGCCAGUAGCACGCCGGGCCAUUUAGAUGACCCCGAUACGAAGUCAACCAAUGUGAGCACUCUGGAUCGGCUACAAAUGAAUCUCUUCGUUAACUACGAUACAAACGUUCAGCCCACAAUUCAGGGCAAAGCGACAAACGUAAGCCUUGGUCUAUCGGUGAACUACUUAGAUAUCGAUGAGCUGAACGGCAAGAUCACGCUCCAUUGUUGGCUGACUGUGCGCUGGAUGGAUGAGCAGCGUUCAUGGAAUAUAAAGCAAUAUGACAACAUUACCAAGCUGCAUAUACCGGACAACAAGGUUUGGAAGCCACAGAUAAUGAUCUUCAAUGCCGCCGCCGAUGAGGGCAACUAUCCUGUGAGCACGCAGGUUAUCCUGUCCAAUGAUGGCAGCUUCCUGUGGGUGCCGCCAGCUGUCUACACGGCUUACUGCGCGCUGAACAUGAUCAAUUGGCCGUACGAUCAGCAGAUAUGCAAGCUCAAGAUUGGCACCUGGUCGGUGAGCAAUCUGAAUGCGGCCUACAACAAGGUGAUCGACUAUGAUGACCUGGUGCAGUCGAGCGAGUGGGAAAUUGUCAGCGGCCGGACAGAGUUUGUGCACAAGGACUAUUACAGCUACGUGGAGUUUAUAUUUACGACACAGCGUCGCUCCAGCAUGUAUAAAGCAAUCAUCUUUACGCCGGCCUCUUGCAUAGUGCUCCUCACGCUGGCCGCUUUCUGGCUGCCGCCGAAGAUGGGCGAGAAGAUAAUGCUCAAUGGCAUACUCAUCCUCAUGAUUGCCUCGUUUCUUAUGUACUUUGCCCAGCUGCUGCCCGUGCUGGGCGGGAAUACGCCGCUCAUUGUUUUGUUCUACAGCGCCAGCUUGUUGGUGCUCAGCAUCUCCACGAUUAUUGAGGUCGUGGUGCUCUACCUGGCCACGGCACAGCAUAAACGUCGCGUGCCGGAUAUAGUAAAACGUCUGCUGAAUGGCAAACUGGGCUCUUGCCUCAUGCUCUCGCACUUCACCAACGACGCCGAGCUGCCCGCAACGCAAAGCAAUGGCUUACCCAAGGAGAUGGCUGAGAAUCUAUACAACAGUGUGGAGGAUAUGACCAGUCCACUGGACAUCAAUCCCACUGACACGCCCUCAGCGCGUGCCCUACAGUUCGACUGGGUGCUGUUGGCCACAGCCGUGGAUCGUAUUUGUUUCGUUGCCUUUAGUCUGGUUUUCAUGGUGUUGAGCAUUGUUUAUGUUGCCUAAAAUCCUAAAAAACAUCUCCUUCAAAUAGAUUUUUGU
Messenger RNA from Drosophila arizonae, 1376 nucleotides. RefSeq names its product nicotinic Acetylcholine Receptor beta3 (gene nAChRbeta3). Gene Ontology annotation, biological process: monoatomic ion transmembrane transport. Gene Ontology annotation, cellular component: postsynaptic membrane. Gene Ontology annotation, molecular function: transmembrane signaling receptor activity; acetylcholine-gated monoatomic cation-selective channel activity. NCBI's taxonomy places the organism in Eukaryota, Metazoa, Arthropoda, Insecta, Diptera, Drosophilidae. The record is from RefSeq and is a predicted model, not a curated record.